Botrytis cinerea B05.10 is the source of this 1105-nucleotide messenger RNA. RefSeq lists its product as hypothetical. NCBI's taxonomy places the organism in Eukaryota, Fungi, Ascomycota, Leotiomycetes, Helotiales, Sclerotiniaceae. The record is from RefSeq and is a predicted model, not a curated record. Gene Ontology annotation, biological process: RNA catabolic process. The transcript has 2 exons. The coding region runs from base 388 to 900 and encodes 170 amino acids. Gene Ontology annotation, cellular component: ribonuclease H2 complex.
GGUGUCACGUGUCUCAAGGGUGUAUGGAGGAUACACCUGGAGAGGCACAAAUUAGCAGAAGGGGUAGAUGGACCGUAUCAUGGGCUUCAUUCAUGUCUACCGCGUUAUCGGAGGAUGACUCAACUCAACCCGCAGAGACGGAGAAAGCAAUGGCGGCACGUGGGCAGGCAAGGCAGUUUGCGAUCCAAGCCCAAGUAACCUUAUUACAGUACUUUAUCGCAAACGCGUCAAAGUCGCGUCUCUUGCGCCCAUGCUCGUACUCACUACCAAAACCUUUGAUUUUUGAAAAUACACAUCAAUGCAAUUCUAUUAAACCGACUCCGCACACUUUAACCACAAAACACUGCCCUCUCAUACAUACCGCAGAGAUAAAAGUACACAAACAUCAUGCUCGCGAUCCGUCCACCAUCUAAUCAGUCUUCCUCAAAAUCCACGAGAAAAUACACACCCAAUCUCAUCCCGUGCCGCAUAAACCACACGGCUCCAAUUAAGAUCGAAAAAAGAUAUUGGGACCCCAAAAUUACAAAGAAUCAAAGGGGAAAAGAAGAAUUGGUGUCAUUUUUCAGAGGUAGAAGAUUGAUUGGUAGGAAGGUUAAGGUCCCAGAAGGAUGGAGGGGUGUUGUGUUGAGAGUGGGCGAAGAAAUCAUGCCACAAGAAUCUACUGCUGAAGAUGAGAGACGGGAAGACGAGGAGGACGAGGAUGAAGUGGUAGAAAAGGAAAUCGAAACGAAGAUAGCUGAUGAAGAAGGCUCUUUUGAUGACUUGACGGUAUGGGGGCAUGAGUGCUUGGUUGAUGCGAGUGGUGAUAUGGUCGUCAGAGGAAUCGAAGAGUGGAUGGCAUGGGCGAGUGCGAUCCACGGCUGCGACAACAUUAGCAAGGAGGACGAAAAGUCGAAUUAAUAAGUGGAUCUUUACGUUUGGUAUAAUAGGAUACGGGGGAGUUCUAUGGCGUUAUUACGGGCACAUUGAUUGUUACUAUUUGUUGCAUCCAGUCUCAUGCUAGACACAUGAAUUGAUACUGAAUGAAGAGUGCAAAAUAUAACAUCAAGUCCUUUGGAUGUCUAUCGUUGGAGCACAAUGGAAAGGGUUAAAAGCCUACUCGACA